AUGUCAGAAUUGGCACUCUGUUCUGCUAUACUCUCCGUGACAACUGUGCAUAUUUACUGCGACGCGAAAUAUAAGCGACUGUACAGUGAAGUUUUGGGGGCUAAUUUGCAAAAAGAGACGAAGAUUAAAGAUGUGUCAGAUGAGUUGCCGACGAGGGGUAAAAUCGGAAUUAAAUCUCAGAUCUUCAUUUUCUUCGUUGUCUCCCUGCGAGUAGAAGAAGAGGAAUUCAAAGAACCAUGGGAGGAGCGUCAAUCCAAUUUUGCUAACAAAAUAGCGCUUACUUACCGGAAAACUCCUGUUGUGAUCCCUGAAAAUGGGAUGAAUGUUUGUCCGUUGGAGUUCAAUGAGUAUAUACCUUGUCACAAUGUUACUUACGUGCAACAGCUUCUUCCAAGCUUGAAUGUUUCGAGAAGAGAAGAGCUUGAGAGACACUGUCCACCACUUGAGCAGCGUCUAUUUUGUUUGGUGCCUCCGCCUAAAGAUUAUAAGAUACCAAUACGUUGGCCGACUAGCAGAGAUUAUGUGUGGAGAAGCAACGUGAAUCAUACACAUCUUGCUGAAGUUAAAGGCGGGCAAAAUUGGGUGCAUGAACAAGGUCAGUUAUGGUGGUUCCCUGGUGGCGGUACUCAUUUCAAACACGGAGCUCCAGAAUACAUCCAGAGGUUAGGAAACAUGACGACUAACGAAACAGGUGAUCUACGUUCAGCUGGGGUUGAACAAGUUCUUGAUGUUGGAUGUGGAGUUGCUAGCUUUGCUGCUUAUCUUCUUCCCUUAGGUAUACAGACAAUGUCUUUUGCCCCUAAAGAUGGUCAUGAAAACCAAAUCCAGUUUGCGUUGGAGAGAGGAAUCGGCGCUAUGGUUGCAGGCAUAGCCACAAAACAAAUGCCAUAUCCCGCAGCCUCGUUUGAUAUGGUUCAUUGUUCAAGAUGUCGUGUUGAUUGGCAUGAAAAUGAUGGUAUCUUGAUUAAAGAAGUUAAUCGUCUUCUCCGACCCAAUGGAUACUUUGUUUAUUCAGCACCACCUGCUUACAGAAAGGAUAAAGAUUUCCCUGUGAUUUGGGAUAAGUUGGUCAAUCUAACUACCGCAAUGUGCUGGAAGCUCAUUUCCCGAAAGGUACAGACUGCAAUAUGGGUGAAGGAAGAUGACGAGGCUUGCCUUAGGAAGAAUGCAGAGCUUGAGCUUAUAACCAUAUGUGAUGUGGAAGAUGUUUCAAAAGCUUCCUGGAAAGUUCCUCUUAGAGACUGCGUGGACAUUAGUGGGGACAUACAACAGAAAUCCUCUUUUUUGUUAGCUGAACGUCUAUCGGCAUAUCCAACUAGUCUAAGAAAAACAGGCAUCAGCGAAGAUGAAUUUACAUUGGAUACAAACUUCUGGAGAGAACAAGUGAAUCGUUACUGGGAGUUAAUGAAUGUUAACAAGACUGACGUGCGGAAUGUGAUGGACACAAACGCGUUCAUUGGUGGAUUUGGUGCAGCUAUGAACUCAUAUCCCGUUUGGAUCAUGAACGUUGUACCUGCUACGAUGAACGAUACCUUAUCCGGAAUUUACCAGAGGGGCUUAACCGGUGCUUAUCAUGAUUGGUGUGAACCAUUCUCAACAUAUCCCCGCACAUACGAUCUGCUACACGCGGACAAACUUUUCUCUCACUAUCAAACCCACGGUGAAGGUUGUUUAUUAGAGGACAUCAUGCUUGAGAUGGACCGCAUUAUACGCCCUCAGGGAUUCAUCAUUAUUAGGGACGAGGAAGCGAUCAUCUCAAGAGUCCGAGACUUGGCUCCUAAAUUCCUUUGGGAAGUCGAAACACAUGAGCUGCAAAAUAAAUUCAAGAAGACGGAAACUGUUCUAUUUUGCAGAAAGAAGUUCUGGGCAAUCCUCUGA
Messenger RNA from Arabis nemorensis, 1878 nucleotides. The record is from the annotation of a GenBank genome assembly. NCBI's taxonomy places the organism in Eukaryota, Viridiplantae, Streptophyta, Magnoliopsida, Brassicales, Brassicaceae.